This is a messenger RNA of Porites evermanni, 866 nucleotides long. Lineage: Eukaryota; Metazoa; Cnidaria; Anthozoa; Scleractinia; Poritidae. The record is from the annotation of a GenBank genome assembly.
AUGACUGACGGAAAGACCUAUGGAGGGAGCGAUAAGGUUAAACAACCUUCCAAGGAUCUUAAGGUGAGUUAUAAUAGAUUACAAAACCGGUGAAGGGCCUCUUUAUAUAGGAGCAUAGAUGAUGUCAGUCGACACCUCACUAGCUCAGAUAGCUUAGGGGUGCUUCCCAUUAUGCCAAAAUGGUCGGAAAUCUUGGUCGAGAAAUAUAGGGAACACUUCGGUCCGCGUAGAAAUUUUCUGUACAAAGUGGUCCACUACCAGAGGUGGUGCUCUUGACCGGUCGGUUCGGUCCAACCGAAACUUGCCAUACCAUUUCCAAAAAUUCUCGUUUCCAGACCUACUUUGGGAGCAUUAAUCAAAAUUUCGAUCAAACGCAAAUGGAUCGCUUCGAUUUGAUUGGAAACUUUGCUUCCACUGAACAACGUCGUUCCAUUUUCUCUUAUUGAUAAUUCCACUGGUUUCUGACCGUUUGAUUUGGCAAUAUGGAAAGCACCCUAGGACUUUCCAACUUCUCCUGGGUAUUACAGUAGUCUCAAGAGAAAUCGAAGACAAUGGUUAAGCAAAGUUUUGAUGUGUAAACAAGGUGCAUUAUGGUCUAGGGAAAAAUGAAUAGUGAGUUUAUAUACACAGCGGACAAAGGACAGCAACGUCCUCAAGGGAUCUAAUUUUUAAUUGAACGUUCUUCUUUGUAGUCUUUAGGUGUUCACAUGAUGGCAAUCGGUGUCGGAGACGAUGUAGAUACUCGUGAACUUGGGUACAUUGCUGGUAAAAAUGUUAUACUGUCGAGCUCAUUUGACGAGGUUCUGACUAAAGCCGAUCGCCUUAUUGACCAACUAACUCUUGGAGCUUGCAGGGAAGUAUACUAG